Molecule: messenger RNA, 408 nt
Organism: Dicrocoelium dendriticum
Lineage: Eukaryota; Metazoa; Platyhelminthes; Trematoda; Plagiorchiida; Dicrocoeliidae
Source: the annotation of a GenBank genome assembly
AUGUGCAAUUUCACUAUUGGUGGGGGUGGGGGAGGCGGGGGGGUUGUGAUUGUCGGGGGGGCGUGCGCAGAGGACUUUACGCAGUUGGUUUGGAAGGGGACCGAAUAUGUCGGUUUCGGUUGCGCAAUAAAUCAGGAUGGAGACGCAAUUUUCAUAGCUGCACAUUACUCCCCCAAAGGCAACGUGGACGGUGAAUUCUUGAAAAACGUUCUAAAGCCUCACGUUGGGGACACAUUCACAGAUGGAUGGAAUCUGCUUAUAAGUCGGGAGAUGGAGAAGCUUCGCCCACGACCAUCAACGAAAAAUCGGAAGCGGAAACUACUGCGGUCCAACUAUGCAAAAGAGUUCAUAUAACCUUAACAGUUUUUUGUAUGGAUCAUUCAACAAUAUAAAUUGACAGCAAUGCAA